AAACAAGAUCUAGCCCAAAUUGAGAGGUUUUUCGAGAAUAACGGCUUCGACGGGCGGACUGUGCCAUAGGAUGGCUUGCCUGCAGUCGCCGGCCUCGACAUCGACGUCUCUGGGCGAAAAGUACGCCGUGCAGUUCAGUCAAUGCACUUCCGGAUGUGUAUCGCAUGUUCCAAGCGAUAUACUUCGCCGAGAUUGAAGGAGAGGCGAGUGGAGUAUAGCCGAGUUAUGCUGGAGAAAUACCCGGAUGCAAAAGACUGGAGGCACAUCAGAUUCUCCGACGAAUGCCGCUUUGGCUGAAGUCCUCAGGGUCGAGUCCACGUUAUACGACGACCGUGGGAGCGUCAUUGCCCAGACUGCAUCCUCGAGAAAGAGAUGCCGGCCGAGAAGGAUCAAAAGCGACUACAUUGCUGGGCGGCAGUUGGAUAUAACUUCAAGUCACAGCUUGUAUAGUAUAGUGUACCUGACAACUUCAACGGCAAGAUGACCAUGCAGGUCUAUAGAGACCACAUCCUCGAGCCUAUAGAGGAUAAUGACUCUGGCCAUGAACAGAACGGUCUGGAGUAUUUCUUCAACUACGCUCAAUUCCCUGAUUUUUCUCCCAUUGAAAAGGCAUGGCAGGGGCCGAAGUACUGGGACGAUAAAAUCGUGAAGGAGCUAGCCGAAGAGGGCUGGGCAGCAGUUAAGCAGGAGACUAUCAAUGACUGGGAUUGCUUGGAAUUGGAAGGCGCUAUGACUGGGAUUUAGUUUGUAAUUGAAAUUAUUCAGUUCGGCCACGAUCUG
Messenger RNA from Parathielavia appendiculata, 780 nucleotides. RefSeq lists its product as uncharacterized. Lineage: Eukaryota; Fungi; Ascomycota; Sordariomycetes; Sordariales; Chaetomiaceae. The transcript has 5 exons. The record is from RefSeq and is a predicted model, not a curated record. The coding region runs from base 481 to 744 and encodes 87 amino acids.